AUGGAAAUUAGCCAUCAGGGCAGCCAGAAGGGACUAGUUCACAAUCGUCUCCAUAAAGAUGCUGAGUGGCAAUGUGCUUAUACUAUUCUGCGUGGAGCUGAUUCUGGACCCUUGCCAGAGUGGGCAAUUGGGCAAAAGUCAUCCGGGAAGGCGCUGUUUAACCUGAGUUGCAGCCAUCUAAAUCUUGCUGAAAAGGAAUAUUUUGGAUUAGAAUUCUGUAGCCAUUCUGGAAAUAAUGUCUGGUUGGAACUUCUAAAGCCCAUUACAAAGCAAGUAAAAAAUCCUAAGGAGGUUGUUUUCAAAUUUAUGGUGAAAUUUUUCCCAGUGGACCCUGGACAUCUGCGAGAAGAGCUUACAAGGUAUCUUUUUACUCUUCAAAUAAAGAAGGAUUUGGCACUAGGAAGGCUGCCAUGCAGUGACAACUGUACAGCGUUGAUGGUAUCUCACAUCUUACAAUCAGAACUGGGAGACUUCCAUGAAGAAACAGAUAGGAAACAUCUGGCACGAACCCGGUACUUACCGAACCAAGACUGUUUAGAGAGCAAGAUCAUGCACUUUCAUCAGAAGCACAUUGGCAGGAGCCCAGCUGAAUCUGACAUUCUGCUACUGGACAUAGCGAGGAAGCUGGAUAUGUACGGCAUCAGGCCUCACCCCGCCAGUGAUGGCGAAGGGAUGCAGAUCCACCUGGCUGUUGCACACAUGGGAGUACUGGUGUUACGGGGAAAUACAAAGAUCAAUACUUUCAACUGGGCUAAAAUCCGCAAAUUGAGUUUUAAGAGAAAGCAUUUUCUCAUCAAGCUUCACGCCAACCUCUUGGUGUUGUGCAAGGACACCUUGGAAUUCACCAUGGCCAGCCGAGAUGCCUGCAAGGCUUUCUGGAAGACUUGUGUGGAGUACCAUGCUUUCUUCAGACUUUCUGAAGAGCCCAAAUCAAAGCCCAAAACCCUACUCUGCAGCAAAGGUUCUAGCUUCCGCUAUAGUGGAAGAACCCAAAGGCAACUUUUGGAAUAUGGAAAAAAAGGCAGGUUGAAGAGCUUGCCAUUUGAAAGGAAACAUUAUCCAUCUCAGUACCAUGAACGACAGUGCAGGUCCUCACCAGACCUCCUCUCUGAUGUGUCAAAACAAGUGGAAGAUUUGAGACUAGCAUAUGGCAGUGGGUACUAUCGAAACGUGAGUGGAGUGCACGCAUCUGAGCCUGUGCUAGACAGUAGGAGGAGAAACUCUGCAGUGGAAGUGACGUUUGCAGCCAAGCUGGAGCGGUCCAAACCAGAGGCAGAUCCCACACCAUUACAUCAGUCCCAAAGCAGUUCCUCUUUCUCUUUUAUUUAUACAGACCCUGUCUUUAGCACUGACCCCGAUCCUGACACUGAUCCCAGAGACUACUUGGAGGAAAGGAGUCCUCUAAGCUCCUUCCAAACAAGCUGUAAGUUUGCUGACAAUCACAUGAGCACAUCUUCUGGCCUGACAAGCAAAGUGACUCCAGCAAGGCAGCUAACUUACACAGAUGUGCCCUAUAUCCCUUGUACUGGUCAGCAGGUUGAUAUUAUGCCUCCUCAAGUCUUUUUUUAUGUGGACAGACCAUCCCAGGUGCCCCGAAGGUCUCCAAUCAUGGCAGAGGAAAGGGAAAGGCCAGACAGGUGUCUAGAGCCCACUGCAAUGAAGCCAGCCAAAAAAAGCCCAAGGAAUAUCAGAAUGAAGAGCUUUCAGCAAGACUUUCAAGAACUCCAAGAAGCUAUGGCCAGGACUAGUGGUAGAAGCAACAUCAAUGUAGAUCUAGAAGAGGAAGACCCAAAUUUAGAAGAUGCAUUUGCAUAUAACAUUCAAGAGCAAACCCCUAAACGAUCCCAGAGCCAAUCAGACAUGAAAACUAUCCGUUUUCCUUUUGGGUCAGAAUUUAGACCCUUAGGGCCUUGUCCUGCUCUGAGUCGUAAAGCUGACCUGUUUACGUAUAUGUUUGCAGAGCAAGAGUUUCCAACAGUUCCAAUGGAUCAAGGAGCAGCAGAAAGAUAUGUAGCUAGUGAAUCCAGUGAUUCUGAAUCAGAGAUUCUUAAACCAGACUACUACUCUUUGUAUGGCAAAGGAAUAAGGUCACCCAGGGCCAGAAUCCGCUUGUCUUCUGGUAGUCUACAGCUAGAUGAAGAAGAUGAAGAUGUUUCUUUCAAUACACCAACUGCUGAAGACAGGACUUUGCCAAAACCAUGUAAUUACUUUUUAACUUAAAGGUGUGAACUCUGUGAACAUUUCUGGGCCAGUUCCACAUUACCAACUUAGGUAAAAAAAAUAAGG
Molecule: messenger RNA, 2286 nt
Organism: Ceratotherium simum simum (southern white rhinoceros)
Lineage: Eukaryota; Metazoa; Chordata; Mammalia; Perissodactyla; Rhinocerotidae
Gene: FRMD7
Product: FERM domain containing 7
Biological process (GO): regulation of neuron projection development
Cellular component (GO): cytoskeleton
Molecular function (GO): guanyl-nucleotide exchange factor activity
Source: RefSeq, a predicted model, not a curated record